GCCCAGAGCGAGGCUGGGGUAGGAAGGCCGACUGAGCUGGAGUCGUCCGCUUGUAGUGGAGGCUGCUAGGAGCCGGCCAGAGGGUGAGCGGGCGAGCUAGAGCAGGCAGGAGGGAGCGGCGCGCGGCGCAGAGGCGCGCCGGGGCCGGGCCGCGGCGGAACCACAGCCGGAGGGAGGCAGCCCGAGCCGGGCGCCGCGGGGUCCCCACCCCCACUCGGCCGGACAGUGCCCGGUGUUCCCCCGUGCGGGGGGCGGCGGCGGCGGCUGACGGGACCCGACAGGACCGCGGGGGUGUUGCCACCUCCACCGAGGAGCCGGCGCGGCCGCGGGCUCCUGAGAGCCGGGGCCCGGGGCCCGUGACAGACGGGCCGAGGAAGGGAGGGAGGCGGCGGCGGCGGCGCAGGCGACGGGGAGGCGGCGGCGGCGACACCAUGUCAUCCCCCAGUCCGGGCAAGAGGCGGAUGGACACGGACGUGGUCAAGCUCAUUGAGAGUAAACAUGAGGUUACGAUCCUGGGAGGACUCAAUGAAUUUGUAGUGAAGUUCUAUGGACCACAAGGAACACCGUAUGAAGGCGGAGUGUGGAAAGUUAGAGUGGAUCUUCCUGAUAAAUACCCUUUCAAAUCUCCAUCUAUAGGAUUCAUGAAUAAAAUUUUCCAUCCCAACAUUGAUGAAGCGUCAGGAACUGUGUGUCUAGAUGUAAUUAAUCAAACUUGGACAGCUCUCUAUGAUCUUACCAAUAUAUUUGAAUCCUUCCUGCCCCAGUUGUUGGCCUAUCCUAACCCCAUAGAUCCUCUCAAUGGUGAUGCUGCAGCCAUGUACCUCCACCGACCAGAAGAAUACAAGCAGAAAAUUAAAGAGUACAUCCAGAAAUACGCAACGGAGGAGGCACUGAAAGAGCAGGAAGAGGGCACCGGUGACAGCUCGUCGGAGAGUUCUAUGUCUGACUUUUCGGAAGAUGAGGCCCAGGAUAUGGAGUUGUAGUAGAAAAAGCACCUGCUUUUCAGAAAGACUAUUAUUUCCUAACCAUGAGAAGCAGACUAUAAUAUUCAUAUUUAAACAAAGCAAUUUUUUUUAUUACUAAACAAGGUUUUUAUGAAUAAUAGCAUUGAUAUAUAUAUAUUAUAUAUCACCCUUUAGAUCUUGAUUUCUUGGUCAUUUCUCAACCUGAGGUGCAUAGCAUAUUCCCACAUUCCACUUUGGUAGCAAUAUGCGGUCCGAAUGCAUGCAUUCAUAAGUCCACUCAGCCAAGUCAGCCUGUGUGCUGCUGAACUGUCAAAAGAAAUAGCCGCUCUGAUAGGUAGACAGGAGUAAAAUAACAGGAAAAAGUUGCUUCUUUUAUCGAUGGUUCCAAAGAAACAAACCAAACCAACCAGCUCUUGGAUGUGAAGAUAGAAUAGUGCUUUUUCAAAAUGGAAAGGGAAAAAUUGGGGAGGAAGAGGCCUGCCAUGGGAGCGCUUAGAGCCAGCCGUGUAAGAAUCAGAGCUGCUGCUUCCUGAAUCCUAGGUGGCCCCAUUUCUGUGGAGUAGCAGUAUGAAACAGGGAGUUCAUUGGAGAAUUAUUAAAACUUAAAACAAUCUUUUUUGACUCAGAUCUUAAAUACAUUUUUAUGUCUAUUCCUGCCCUUCACGCUACCAGGCCCUGCAGCCACAAGUGUUCUGCUUUGGGAAGUGUUUUCUGAACCCAAUUCUGUUUCCUGGGGUAGAGCUUGUAAUCCAGACCUUUCUUGUGAGGACAGGACAGGAGGAGAAAAGUGACUGGGACGAUGCUUCCUCUCAUCCAAAACACAUGCAAAGUCACAUCCUAAUGCUAGUGUUUGGCCAGUUUGAGACCGCUACCCUGGACUAAGAGCUUUAAAUGUGAGGGUUGUGGGGUUUUUUUGUUUUUGUUUUUUUUUGGUGGUGGUUUUUUUUUGGGGGGUGGGGAGGGUGGUGUGCGUGUGUGAAUUGUGCUUAGACAGGUUGCAGAUUUCAUCUUCACCUACCAAGAGAUGGCCUCCUCCUCAGACAAGCCUCUCAGUGGACCAUGAGACUUGGGAGGAAGACCCGUCUGGGGGCUGCGAAGCCCUGGGUACUUGCAUUCAUGUUUUGGUUUUGUUUUCCCUUUUCCUGCUGCUCUUGGCAGCAGCCUGGUCAUCAUCUGCUUGUGGGAGUGGGAAAUGGGUAUUUUAGGCCCAACACACAUUCUAAAUUUAAAAUGAAUAAUAAUUGGAACAAAUAAAGGUUCUUGUACCCAAAGUGACUCUACAUGAGAAAAACAAACACAGCUUUUUUCAGAAAGUGACUAAGUAGGAAGAAGGGAUUCAGAAAUAUAUGUAGUAGAACAGGUCCUGAAGGAAGAAACUAUUCUCUUCUGUGUAUGUUAAGAGGAAAUCGUUUCAAAGGCCUGCUGAUGAAAUGUUGACUCAGCUAACCAUAUGUCCAGGUGGCCACAGGGUUUGUUUCAAACCUGAGUGUUGCCUGCUGAAUCUGAAGGGCAGUUGGGAGAAGUUUUAGACAGCAGCUCUGUAUUCUUUUUUCGCUGCAACCGAUAGGAGAUGUAGUAGCAGAAUUAGCGAAUCCUAAAACCUUAAAGACAAUUUUUGAACAUCCCACUGGGAUAAUUUUUCUUUUUGAUUUGUGUUUUUAGUUUAGAAGUGCUAUAUUCCACAAGGUUUAAGUCAAUGAGGUUGGAAGAUACCCUAUCUUUUUUUAUUCAAAAAGCACAAUCAAUCUUUUCUUUGAAAAUCUAUAUAAAGUACAACUUGCUUUUAGCAUGAUUAUUUUCCUAAAUAAAAAGACAAAGAAUUUACUUACGUUAGUUACGGGCAUGAGGCAAAAGGUUUUCUUUAAAAAAAAAGUGCAGUUAUGUAGGGCUGUGGUUAGUUAACCGUACUGAGUUAUCUAUCUAGCAUCCGUGGCUUGUUGGAAGGGUAGUAUUAACUAUUUAACAUGUAAUGGUGUACUUUCACUCGUACCUAGCACGCUGUCUUCUCAUCGCUUUGGGGGAGGGAGGGUCUCUGCUGGCACUGUCUAACCUGCUUACCCGCUGACUUCGCAGUGUGCUUGUGCUAUAACCUUAUUGUAGGUGCUAUUUAGGGUAGGCUUAAAGUGCUGGGUGGUGAUUUGAGUUCAAACAAUAAAAAAAUUGUAUUUUUUCAA
Molecule: messenger RNA, 3139 nt
Organism: Lemur catta (Ring-tailed lemur)
Lineage: Eukaryota; Metazoa; Chordata; Mammalia; Primates; Lemuridae
Gene: UBE2H
Product: ubiquitin conjugating enzyme E2 H
Exons: 7
Coding region: 432-983 (183 amino acids)
Biological process (GO): protein polyubiquitination; ubiquitin-dependent protein catabolic process
Cellular component (GO): nucleus
Molecular function (GO): ubiquitin conjugating enzyme activity
Source: RefSeq, a predicted model, not a curated record